Messenger RNA from Alternaria triticimaculans, 411 nucleotides. RefSeq lists its product as uncharacterized. The coding region runs from base 1 to 411 and encodes 136 amino acids. The transcript has 3 exons. Lineage: Eukaryota; Fungi; Ascomycota; Dothideomycetes; Pleosporales; Pleosporaceae. The record is from RefSeq and is a predicted model, not a curated record.
AUGGACAUGAACGAGCCCAUCUUUCCGGCUCCGCCUGGAUACAUCGUCGACGUCGAUAAUCCCCAGAGGACGGGCGAGGCUGCUAACUUCUGGAUUGGCACCCUGGGCAUGAUCAUCGCCGCCAUCUUCAUGGCUAUACGCGUCUACACGAAGGCGAGGUUGGCGAAGAACUUUACAUCAGAUGAUAUAGCGCUGCUUAUAGCCUGGUGCUUCUCCAUCGCAAUACAAGUUCCCAUUCUAUGUGCGUCUACCAAGGCCCACUACCACUAUCCCAAAUCUAACCACCUAGCAGUCCAGUACGGCCGCGGCACUCUCGGCGUCCACAUCUGGGAACUAACUGGCCACCGCGUCAACUCUACCAUGAACGUAAGCACCACCAAUCCAUCAAAACACCAAGCCAACCCCAACUGA